AUGUCUGCUAGACCACAAGUUACUGUCUAUGGCGUUGAUGGUCAAAAGACCUCCGCUGCUUUGCCUUUACCAGCUGUUUUCAAAGCUCCUAUCAGAGCUGACAUUGUCCAGUCCGUCUUCACUAAAGUUGCCAAGAACAAGAGACAAGCUUAUGCUAUCUCUGAGAAUACUGGUAUGCAACAUUCUGCUGAAUCUUGGGGUCCUGGUAGAGCUGUUGCCAGAGUUCCACGUAUUGCUGGUUCUGGUACCGGUAGAGCCGCUCAGGGUGCCUUUGGUAACAUGUGCAGAGGUGGUCGUAUGUUUGCUCCAACCAAGAUUUGGAGAAGAUGGCACGUUAAGGUGAACAGAAACGAAAAGAGAUACGCUACUGCCUCUGCCGUUGCUGCCUCUGCUGUUCCUUCUUUGGUUACUGCCAGAGGUCACAGAAUCGAAGCAGUUUCUGAGAUUCCAUUGGUUGUCUCUGAUGAGUUCGAAUCUGUCAAGAAGACUAAGGACGCCAUCGCUAUUUUGAAGGCUAUUGGUGCUCACAAGGAUGUCAUCAAGGUCAUCAAGUCCAGAAAGAUGAGAGCUGGCCAUGGUAAAAUGAGAGGUAGAAGAUUCACCCAGAGAAGAGGUCCAUUGGUUAUCUACGCUCAUGACGACGGUUUAGUUAAGGCUUUAAGAAACAUUCCAGGUAUCGACACUUGUACUGUUCAGGCUCUUAACUUGUUGCAGUUAGCUCCAGGUUCCCACAUGGGUAGAUUCGUCAUUUGGACCCAGUCUGCCUUUGGUGCAUUGGAUUCCAUCUAUGGUUCUGAAACGGUUAAGUCUUCCAAAUCCGGCUAUUCCCUUCCAAAGAACGUUAUCUCUAAUGAUGACUACCUGACCAUCAUCAAUUCUGCUGAAGUUCAGGCUUCUAUCAGACCAGCUGGUCAGCAUCAUCAGAAGAGAGCACAUGUUGUCAAGAAGAACCCAUUGAAGAACAAGCAGGUUUUGUUGAGAUUGAACCCUUACGCCAGAGCAUUCUCUGAGAAGAAGUUGGGCUCUGUUAAAAAGGUUGCUGCUAAGGGAGUGAAGAAGGAGGCUUUCUUAAAGGUUCUUAAGAACUAA
Molecule: messenger RNA, 1089 nt
Organism: Brettanomyces nanus
Lineage: Eukaryota; Fungi; Ascomycota; Pichiomycetes; Pichiales; Pichiaceae
Gene: RPL4A
Product: 60S ribosomal protein L4A
Exons: 1
Coding region: 1-1089 (362 amino acids)
Biological process (GO): translation
Cellular component (GO): ribosome; cytosolic large ribosomal subunit
Molecular function (GO): structural constituent of ribosome; RNA binding
Source: RefSeq, a predicted model, not a curated record